Penicillium griseofulvum is the source of this 1143-nucleotide messenger RNA. RefSeq names its product small subunit rRNA maturation protein LCP5 (gene lcp5). The record is from RefSeq and is a predicted model, not a curated record. Gene Ontology annotation, cellular component: nucleolus; small-subunit processome. Lineage: Eukaryota; Fungi; Ascomycota; Eurotiomycetes; Eurotiales; Aspergillaceae. Gene Ontology annotation, biological process: maturation of SSU-rRNA from tricistronic rRNA transcript (SSU-rRNA, 5.8S rRNA, LSU-rRNA). Bases 1 to 1143 code for a protein of 380 amino acids. The transcript has a single exon.
AUGGCCCCAACACAGGCGUCUGCACGCCCCCAAAGUCUAUCGACAUUGCUCGAGACACUUAACAACUGUCUAUCGACAACUGCCUCCUCUCUACCCAAGACACACAAAGAUGCGCCUUCCGAUGUUACGAUCGAGCCUCCCCAAGACGGCAUCUCUCUCCUCGACACUAAGAGCGAAAUUCUCCUCUCCUACUUACAAAACCUCGUAUUUCUGAUUAUUUUCCAACUGCGAAAUGUGUCAGCGAAACAAAACCCGAAAGAGAAGAACGAAUCGACGGAUAACUCCCUCGAAGAUGAUAUUCGCAAGAAGUUGAUCGAGCUUCGGGUAUUCCUCGAGCGCGGUGUUCGUCCUUUGGAAGGAAGAUUGAAGUACCAGGUGGACAAGGUCAUCAAGGCUGCAGAGGAUGCGGAGCGAACAGAGAAGGCCCAGCCGACCAAGGCGACCAAGAAAAGCCGCAAAGUUGCGACAUCAGACAGCGAAGCCUCAUCGGAUGAGGACGAAGAUGAAAGUGGUAGCGAGGAUGAAGAGGACAUUGAUGAGAUGGCGUACCGACCCAACGUCUCUGCCUUCGCCAAGGGAGUGGCCGAGAAGAAGAAGGCGCAGCCCUCCAAGGGUGCGGCCGAAGGACCUGGAGAUGGCAUUUACCGGCCCCCGCGCAUCAUGCCAACUUCCUUGCCUACCACAGAGCGUCGCGAACGCCAGGACCGCAGACCCAUUCGAUCCAACGUCAUCGAUGAAUUCGUUAGCGCUGAAAUGUCGUCCGCACCCAUGGCCGAGCCCAGUAUUGGUAGCACAAUCAUUGAUGGUGGCCGAACGGUCAAGUCAAAGAAGGACCGAGAGCGCGAGGCAGAGCGUACCACCUACGAAGAGACCAACUUUGUCCGAUUGCCCAAGCAGACCAAGAAAGAAUUGGCCAAAAAGGGCUUCGGAAAGGAUGGCACAUACGGCGGUGAUGAAUGGAAGGGUCUCAAUGAAGGCGCAGAUAACAUUGAACGUCUCACCCGGAGGUCCAAAUCUAGUGGAUCCGCACUCGAGAAGAGUCGCAAGCGAGUCCGCAAUGAGGAUGGACAACGUGGUGAUGGUGUGGGCAUGGGCCAAAUCUUCGAUAAGCGACGAAAGAAGGUUGACAGCUGGAAGCGGUAA